This is a messenger RNA of Closterium sp. NIES-65, 4230 nucleotides long. The record is from the annotation of a GenBank genome assembly. Lineage: Eukaryota; Viridiplantae; Streptophyta; Zygnematophyceae; Desmidiales; Closteriaceae.
AUGUACAUCACCCUCUACUUCAUAGUCAACCGACUCCCUGACUCCCUUAGAGUGGUCAAGGACCACUUCCUCGCAGUGUGCCCCACCACUCUCACCAUUGACCUCCUCGAGAAGUCCCUCCUAGCGGCGGAGAAGAGCAUAGUCGCCGUAGGAGCUUCUCGUGGUGAUCCCCGCAACCCUGUCUUUGAGGGGUGUUCUCCCUCCCCCCUCUUGCCCUCUGUCGCUUCUGCUGCUGCGGCCGACCUCGUUGGUUUCGAGUCGGUCGGCGCUGUGUCUGCCCCUUCGGGGAAGCGCCGCACAAGCAGGGGCAAGGUGGGCAAGGGCGCUGGAGGAGCUGGCGGGGGCGGUGGAGGUGGCGGUGGAGGCGGCGGAGGGAGUGGGGGUGGUGGUGGGAGUGGUGGAGGGGGUGGGGGUACCGGUGGCAGCAGUGGGGGCGGAGGCGGCGGCGGUGGCGGAGGGAGCGGAGGAGGCGGUGGUAGCGGAGGCGGCGGUGGUGGUGGAGGCAGCGGUGGUGGCGAAGGCGGCGGAGGAGUCGGAGGUGGCGGUGGAGCUGGUCGCGGGUCUACGCAGAGGAGUGGCUCCGGUGGUGGUCCGUGUCAGCAGCAGCAGCGUGGUCGUGAGACCCUGUCCACUCAGCAGCUCCGUGAGUGGUACACUGCACGCCAGCGGGGUGGGGGUUUUGGUCCGUGCACCUACGUCCUGCGCACCGGCGACCGUGCGGGUGAGCAGUGUGGGGGUGCGCACCCCACCCAGCGCUGCUUUGGCCGCCUGACGGACGCGUGGCGUCACCAGUUCCCUGAGGCCACAGAGAUCCCUCGCUGGGGCGAGCUGUCUAGGGCGGGAGUUGCCAUCUAUGAUCUUGAUUUUGAUGCUAUUCUGUCUGCCAUGUAUUCUGUGACUAUUAGUGAUGAGGGUGACAGUUACCGGUGUUUCCCGCCCGAUCCGGACAUUGAGACUGCUGCUCUAGGUACUGCUGCGGCUGCUGCCCUAGGUGCUUCCGACGCUGCUGCUCUAGGUGCUAGUGCGUCUGCAUCCUCAGGUACUGGUGAGUCUGCGCUCUCAGGUACUGCGUCGGCUUUGGCCUCCCUCACCUUCACCCUUGACUCUGGGGCUUCUCGCUCCUUCUUUCGGGACCGCACCACACUCACGCCGCUUAGUCGGCCGGUUGCGGUGUCUCUGGCUGAUCCCUCUGGGGGUCCUGUUCUGUCUGAAUUCUCCACAGUCCUCCCGUGUCCGGCGGCUCCCUCUGGCACCCUGUCUGGUCUCUACCUCCCCUCGUUCUCUACGAACUUGGUGAGUGGUGCUGACCUACAGGAUGGGGGAGUGCACCAGUUCACUCCUGCGCGUCAGCGAGUGAGGCACUUCACAGAGGCUCGCACAGGCCGACACCUGGCUACGUUUACACGUCAGCCGGGGUCGAGCCUGUACACACUGACCACUCCAUCUCCUCCAGUUGCUGAGUCUGGUAGGGUGUCUGAGUCAGGGGCGCCAGAGGGAUGCCCUCACUCCUCCCAGUUUCCUCCGACAGAGGCCCCGCUGCAGACGCUUCACAUGGACGUGUGGGACCCAGCCCGCGUCCGUGGACAGGGUCACGAGCGCUACUUCCUGCUUGUUGUUGACGACUACUCGCGUUACACCGCAGUCUUCCCCUUGCGCAGCAAGGGUGAUGUCACUGAGACCUUCACGCUUCCGGACUCUCCGCAGCAAAAUGGGAUUGCUGAGCGCCGCAUUGGCAUGGUCAUGGACGUCGCUCGUACGUCCAUGAUGCAUGCGGCUGCCCCCCAUUUUCUGUGGCCGUUUGCGGUGAGGUACGCGGCGCAUCAGAUCAACCUCCACCCCAGGGUCUCCAGGCCGGAGACCUCCCCAGCCUUGCUGUGGACAGGGAAGGUUGGCGAUGCGUCGGCGUUCCGGGUCUGGGGAUCUCGGGCGUUUGUCCGCGACUUGUCUGCGGACAAGCUGUCCCCUCGUGCUGCUCCUUGCGUCUUCCUGGGGUUCCCCCCUGACGCGCCGGGGUGGCAGUUCUACCACCCCACCUCCCGCCAUGUUCUGUCCUCCCAGGACGUCACGUUUGACGAGUCAGUCCCCUACUACCGCCUCUUCCCCUACCGCACUCCAUCCCUCCCCGCUCCUCCGCUCUUCCUUGUAACAGACGUCGUCGAGCCUGUCGAGGUUACUGGUGACUCUGGUGCUGCCGAGGGUGCUGAGCCUGGGGGUGCUGCGACUGGGGGUGCUGAGCCUGGGGGUGCUGAGACUGGGGGUGCUGAGCGUGGGGGUGCUGAGUCUGGGGGUGCUAAGCCUGGGGGUGCUGAGACUGGGGGUGCUGAGCCUGGGGGUACUACGCUUGGAGGUGCUCAGCCUGGGGGUGCUGAGCCUGGGGGUGCUGAGCUUGGAGGUGCUACGCUUGGAGGUCCUCCAGGUGCUUCGUCUCGCCGGAAGCCACUCUCUCCACCCGAGCUGCGCAAGUGGUUUGCCCGGCGCUGGAGGCGUGCUGCUGGAGUUGGAGGUUCUUCAGCUUCUGAGGGUGCUGGUGCCGCUGGUCCCGGAGGUGCUCGUACUGGGAGUACUGGAGCUGCUGGGCCUUCGGGUUCGACUGGAGCUGGUGCUGCUGCGGGCGUUGGUGCUGAGCCUACUGCUGGCGGUCCUGCUGGGGGUGCUACUGGUGCUCUUGGAGGUUCUGGAGCUGCUGGAGGUGCUGCUGGAGCGGGUGCUCCUUUUGGGGGUCCUGGUGCUGUCCCUGCUGUGUGUGGCGUCGCCGCGCGGCCUCAACCGUACUUCGUUCCACUCCUGCAGCAGGUUCUUGGUCUUCCACCUUCUACAGGUCCUCCUCCUUAUUUAGAGUGUCCACAACCUGUCCUGUCACAGCUACAGUUACAGCCUGCCUCCCCACUACCUGUUCCUUCUCCCUACACUGGUCCUACUGGAGGUCUUGCUGAGCGUCGUGAGCCUGCGUCUCGUCCUGCGUCGCCUGUUUGUGCUGCUCGCACUAGUGGUCGCGGUUCGCGUCAGCGUCCUCCUCCUGUCCCUGGCACGCACCAGAUGUCUCUGCGUCCGUCCACUGCUCCUCUGCGUGCCCCUUUGCCUUCUCCUCUUGCGUCCUCUCUUCCUGCUCUUGCCGACCCGGAGUCGGACUCUCUUCGUGAUGCCCGUCCUACUGUCACGCGUCUCCUUGCUACUGUCGUCACUGACCCUUCCUUUGAGUCCACUACUGCGUCUGCCCUAGUUGCUGAGCUCGUCGACUUUGCUGCUCGCUGUCGCCUAGACUACGCUGCUAGUCUUGUCGCUGAGUCUGAGUCUGUCUGUCCUCCGUCCGUCGGGGGUGAGUGUGCCCUUGGCACGGACGUCCUUGAAGACAGGCAGGAGGAGUUCCAGUCCUUGGCCGCUACUUCACCUCAUCUUGUGUCGGUAUUGCUUACCCCUGAGGGAGACCCGGAUGCACUUGACAUCCCAACUCCGCGCUCUUACGCGGAGGCGAUAGAGGGUCCCUACUCUUCUCAGUGGCAGGCAGCUAUGGAUGCAGAGAUGGCUUCCUCGAAGUCCACAGGCACCUACGUUGACGCUGUCCCCCCUCAUGGGGCGAACAUCGUCAGUGGCAUGUGGAUUUUCAGGGUGAAGCGGCCGCCGGGUUCUCCGCCUGUCUUCAAGGCACGGUACGUGGCUCGUGGUUUCAGUCAGCGGCAGGGAGUUGACUACUUUCAGACCUUCUCUCCCACCCCGAAGAUGACCACUCUUCGGGUACUACUGCACGUUGCUGCUCACCGUGACUACGAGCUGCACUCUCUCGACUUCAGCACAGCUUUCUUGCAGGGCAGCCUGCACGAGGAGAUCUGGCUGCGCCGCCCACUUGGCUUCACUGGGUCGUUCCCUCCUGGUACCCAGUGGAGUCUCCGGCGACCAGUCUACGGUCUCCGCCAGGCGCCCCGUGAGUGGCACGACACACUGGGGACUACACUUGCGGCUCUUGGGUUUGCUCCUUCUACUGCUGGCUCGUCGCUGUUUCUGCGCAACGACACCUCUCUGCCGCCUUUCUACAUCCUCGUGUACGUCGACGACUUGGUCUUUGCCACUGCUGUUACUGCUGGACUCGCCUACGUGAAGUCCGAGCUGCAGAAGAGACACACGUGCACAGACCUGGGUGAACUGCGCAGCUACCUUGGCUUGCAGAUCACCCGGGACAGAGCACGCCGCACCAUUACCCUGACUCAGUCACACAUGGUGCAGCAGGUCCUUUAG